Messenger RNA from Linum trigynum, 315 nucleotides. Lineage: Eukaryota; Viridiplantae; Streptophyta; Magnoliopsida; Malpighiales; Linaceae. The record is from the annotation of a GenBank genome assembly.
AUGUACCACGCUGGAGGCAAUUGUCGAGGAGCUGCAGACUACGCUUCAAGGCAAUACGGAGGCGGUGGAGGCGCUAGCAGUGCAGAUGACGAAUGUGGAAGGACUUCUGCAAACAAUGAUGGCCAAGCUGGACGUGAUCAUGCCGCAACGAGAAGCAAGGGCAUGAUGCCCAAGCUCGGUGGAGAGGAGAGCGCCGAUGAGAAGGAUGGUGAGAAGAGCGCAACCGGACCCAUGGGCAACUGCAGCGCGCUACGACGGGUCUACGAAUCAUGGAAGCUGCGGCGGAAAGCCCUCUGCCGACUGGGGAGUUCGUAG